UUACGGCUCAUUAGUCGGGUCCCCAAGACGUUAAUAAAGAAAUCAGAACUAAAAGUGAAAACUGUUUCAAUGAAACGAAGAACUUGAAUUGUCCAUUGUGUACCUCAGUGUAAACUGACACCUGUCAAAAACAAUGGGUUUUUUAUCGCGGACUUCACAAGGGGACGAUUUUCUCCCGAUAUCUUCCGAGUGUUUGAUCACGUGACUUUUGACGCCAUUUUGCGAGGGCGACGACCGUAUGAGAAAUGACACGCUACAAAGAUGACAUGGGAACUGCCAGGAUGACCAGCAGGCAGGUUGCCCCAUUCCAAGCUUUAAUGAACAUGAUCAAAGUUAAUUACUUUGCAAAGUCGGAGGUAUUCAGAGCUUUGAUAGCUGUGCUGUGUGACUAUGACAUUACCUGCCCAGAAAGUUUCAGAAAGACCUCGCGCUACAUCAGUGUACUUCUAGGAGAUAGCCAAGACCUCGCUGAUUGCCUCAUCACCUUCUUGCCUCAUCCCUCUCCUCCGCCUCCACCUCUGCUGGAAGUUCCGACACCUUCCUGGCACCCACCUAUGGUCAAGACCGGGUUGGUGCCAUCACAUCCAGCCCAGGGUACUUUCCUUCCUCAAGCAGGAGAUGCUGCUUCAAAAUCAAACCUCAACAUUCAGGAUCUGACUGCAACAUUCAGAUUACAGGAAGGGACCUGUAGAUGGUGUGCACCAAUGAAGAAUGAGAAUGUCGGUAUUCCUGGUUUAGUCCGGCCAAACUUCUCCGCCACUAUGCAGAACAUGAAGACAGUUGCAACAGCAAAGUUCAGCUUCGAUAGGGUUACCCCUCUUCAUCCCUUUAUGUUGCCUCAUCAAGGAAGGGAUACCAGUCAAGGACCAGGGAUUCAGUCAACACUGGAGGCAGCUUCAGUCAGGCAUCUUCUGGGUGGUACUAACCCAUCAGCAUUUCGUCGUCCUUUAGGGUUGGGCCAUCUUCCGGCUGAACCCCAUCAGCUGGAUCAAAGACCUCUGGAUCUGUCUAAAGGUGAUAUUAGAAGUCUCAAAGACUCAGCAUCUCAUCUGUUGGAUCAGGUCCGUCCUCUGCCAAAUCCUGUUGGUAGUGGCCUCAAUAUAAAUCCAACAAUGAAAACUGAACCAAAUGGUGUUCCACCACAUAAGACACUUAAAAACAAUGUUUCUUCACCUAAGUCUUCGGGAAUCAAGUGUAUUCCACCUGGCAACACUCCACUUUCCCACCUCCUAAAUAUGACUGCUGCGCAUGGAAAAGGGCACUCUCUGCACACUUUGACCCAAGGAAAACAUUCAACUGACAGUCUAGAGCUGUCAACUUCUACGAAGAAGGUAAAUCGAUUGAAGUCAAAGCCUGGCCGAGAACUGGAGUCCCUGAAGGAACUGACCGGAAAGCUCAAGCUAGCGGAGAAGAAAAUAAAGUUGUCACAGCAAUAUGCCAAACUCUUUCAUCCCACAAGUCCAGGUCCAGUAGGAUUCACAUCAACAGGAAUCCCAUUCCAGGUUGUGGACUCCAAGAUGCGGUAUCCAAUUCAAGAAACAGCAAAAAACUUGACUUCCUUCCCAUACAUUCAAAGGGUCAUCUUGCCAGAUGGAGAGAUGCGAACUCUUAACUUUGACAACUCGUCUUUUAAGGAUGAGGAAAGUCGUCAAGAGCAAUGUGACGCUGAGAUGCACACAAGUGCACCUAAAUUGCCUUUUAAGCAAGAGACCAACGAUAAUAAACCCAGGAAGAAAAAGAGUAAGCACUUGAAGACCUAAAUUGGGGUUUCGGAAAUUUUGACGGAAAGCAUGACCUCCAAGAUUGUUCUGAUUAUACCAGUCGGGUACUUGAAGUUUAUAUGUUUAUUUGUUAUUGUUUCACUUAAAUCA
Haliotis rubra (blacklip abalone) is the source of this 1871-nucleotide messenger RNA. RefSeq lists its product as uncharacterized. The record is from RefSeq and is a predicted model, not a curated record. The coding region runs from base 246 to 1760 and encodes 504 amino acids. The transcript is spliced from 4 exons. Lineage: Eukaryota; Metazoa; Mollusca; Gastropoda; Lepetellida; Haliotidae.